Messenger RNA from Strongylocentrotus purpuratus (purple sea urchin), 2482 nucleotides. RefSeq lists its product as uncharacterized. The transcript is spliced from 11 exons. The record is from RefSeq and is a predicted model, not a curated record. Lineage: Eukaryota; Metazoa; Echinodermata; Echinoidea; Camarodonta; Strongylocentrotidae. Bases 1 to 1890 code for a protein of 629 amino acids.
AUGUCUGGGACAACAGGAUCACACAUGUUUUUACACAAGGCAGGGGGGUUUCUAAAGGACAAAGAACAACUGGUGAUCUGCAAGCUAGUUCCACGUGACAUUGGGGAGCGUCCAGAGAUUCAAAUAUUCACCGAUGGAUCCGAAGAACCAAAUUCUAUUGUCAAAGUGAAGUCCUUUGCAGCCGUGCAAAAGGACGAUCUUGUCCCGAAGAUCGUCAAGGCAAAGUACGACAACUACAUCUGCAUCACCGGAAGUGGUAGUGGGACUAAACCUACAUACCUACGUACCGAUACAAGAGAGCAGAGGGACGAGUGGUGCAUCCAACUACAGGCCUUGAUGUCCAUAAAAACCACACCCAAUCAACACGCGUACCAGCAAUUGCAGCCCUAUCGAAUGAGAACAAAGACAGAUGCUGCUUCCAAUAGACCAGCCGCUUCCCGGGCUCGGAGAGGAGCCCCUACCACAGCACCUGGCAGCAUGCUUGGGAUUUUUCAAGAUGAGCUAGUCAAAGUCGUUAAGCAGAGGGUCGAUCCACCAGAACAUGUUGAGGAGACUGAAGAAAGCCAAGUUUGCUGUGGACGUCAUCACUUGGAGACUGGGGCGUCACACGACGCCCUUUGUCAACAUACAUACGAGAACAUUCACUACGUUCAUAAUAAGGAUGACUGGCGAAGACAGCAGCAAACCUCCAUGCAGGCCCUCAAAAAGAAACAAGAACUGUACCAAGAUUUCCAUUUGACAAAAAUGCUUCAGGAAAAGCCUGACCCGUUUGAGCACGUGUACGAGAUUCCAGAAUUUCCCAGGGAUCCCUUGCCCGAAAGUGCUAACCGUCUAUCCGGCUGUAGUACUUCGUCCGAAGAAUCCGAAGGAGGUGCUUCGGUCAUGUCAGCUCCUCAGAGUCUGCACAGCUGUAAAGAACCAACAGAGAGCAGUUGGCCACCUAGUCCUACACCGUCGGAUGAUUCAGAGCCCGAAUGUUCUGAGAGAAGCCCUCCAAGCUCACCAACAUGUACAAGAGAAUUGCCAGGAGGAAGAUUUUCACACCAAAAGGAACCCGAGGCUAGUAUGUGCCUGAAUGAACAGAUCUAUGAAAAUACGACCAGAACUGACUCUAGAACCACAACACCACCACGACCAGCCUCUGUACGGAAUGACGCCAAUCCCCAUGUCCCACUGCGUACAUCAAGUAUGCCGUCGGUAACGGCUAAGCCAGUCCCUCCGAAGCCACCGAAGAAAAGUCCAGCCAAAAAGUUAGAAACACAAUGCAAGAAACUUAAAGGGGAGAAGCUAUCAGGAACAGCAACAGUACGUAUCGCCAAAACUAUCAUCGUCCGGUACUUGCCUAUGCUAUCGCUGAAUGAAACCAGAGACAGUAUUUUAGUUAUGGAUGUUCCUUGCGAACUCAAAGAUUACUUCCGGGUAGGUGACCAGUGGUUGAAGGUCAAUGAUAAUAUGCUGAAAAACGUCCACUUUGCCCGAGACUGUGUUCGAAUGUCAGACAAACCGGAGAUCGAGAUCACGAUAAGGAGAAUCCCGUUUGGAAGAAUCUGUGACUUCCAAUGGAAUUCAGAUAAUGUUGAAGAAAUAGGGUUGAAACUCAUCGGAAACGAGAUUGAGCGGGUAUUUCAAGAAGGUCUGGCUCAUCGCAGAGGAUCUCUACAGUCUAACGAUAUCGCGUGUCUGAACAGUGCGGGCUUGAGAUGCAACUGCGUCAUCACUGAGGUCAACUUUGACUGCGUCCACCCCGAUGCAUCUACAGAACAGGUAUGGGAGAUGAUUAAGAAGGCAGGCCGCAUUGUCAUUCUCAUCCUCCAUCCCGUGGACUUCCGUACCGUUCAGAGGGGCUACGACAUCGACGAAAACGACAUGUACGAAGAUGUGCGAUCGUAGGUCAUUCUAGCAACAUGCCCAAUGGAACUACAAAAUGGCAAUCGCAUAAUAUGACUGGCAAGUAAGAUCACUCACUAAAGAUCCUCAGAGGAACUACAGGGGGCUAGAACAAGAGUACACCAGCAAAAUGCGCAAUUACACAAGAACAAGAAUUAUAGUGACUAUUCAAUGAAUAAACUCGAGAACCUGUCAUCUUGGGAUUAAACACUGAACAGUCUUUAUCAGACCAUGGAUUUUACUAGCCAUGAUCAGACGUGAUUGUCUCAAUCAAACGAGACCCGAAUGACAAAAGACAAUCAUACUCAUAUUACAGAGAGAAAGACAGCUGACAUUCUUGAGGAUUAACUGAUGGCAGAUCAAGUGUUCUCGAGCACUGGCUCAAAUCCAAUGACCUGAACCUCUUUACCUUCUUAUUCAGUAUCCCUACUGGCAAUUUUUGUAUCAAGUACCGUCGAAAUCUCGAAGGUACCGUCAGACUAGUUCUGGACUGUUCUCAAUUUGUCUUAGCUACGUGCGCGCUCUCUCGCACACAAGCUCUAUGUACAAAAUAAUUACGAAAACAUGUUGAUUAUCAAGCAGUCUCAAUAUUUGA